AUUUUGACCUCCGAUUUCGCAAAUUCCUCCGAUUUUCCGCAAUCAAAUUUCUGAAUAACGUUAUGCGCCGAUCACUAUUAUAUCGCAGCUUCCUCCUCAUCGCAAAUGAAAUUUCCUAUAUUACUAGUUAUUCAUCCUCCCUCAUUUAACAAAUCAAAGUUUGUUUCUGGUCGUAGUCUUUGGGAAGCAGAAACAAAUUGCAGAACAAAAGUUCUUCAGGGCGAUUCGAUUUAUAACCUAAUUUCUGUGUUGAAAUACUUUUCUUUCGGUUGCUAAGUUUUGGAGAGAGAAGGUAAUUUUGUUGGGGGAAAAAGUUAACUCUAAUGUCACCAAUAUCUAUAAUUAAUUUUUUUUAAUCUUGGGGAAACAUUCCAAACUUUCAGAUUUUUUUUUUUUUUAAUCUGUAAGAGACUGUUGACUGAUUUAACAGUUUAAUUCAGCACAAACAGUACGCUUGUCUUGAUUUGACUGGCAGAGAGCUGAUAUGUAGCAAAGCAUAACUAGGUGCCCAGAAUUAUUGGGGGCGUAGAGACAUAACUUCCUUUCUCUACAGUGAUUUCCAUUCUUUUAAUUCUCUUCACAAAUAGUGAUUAUUAGCUUGCUCAGAUGGAUCUGUCAAUCCCUUCAUCUUUUUUUGAAACCUUCUCUUCGCACUCUCUCCUUCAUCCUUUGUUUCCUUCGAACUUCCAGAAACUGAGAUCAUUUCCGAUUAAUAGCUACUUCAAUCUCAAAUCCAGAAAGUUCCCCUCAAAAUCCUUGUCUUGGCGCCAAAAUUGUAACUAUCUCAGAUCUCAGAUUUCCAGCGGUAAUGUUGACGAUGUCUUUGUCCUUGAAGAUGUCCCUCACUUGACUGAUUUCCUCCCUGAUUUAGCGUCGUAUUCAAAUCCAUUGAAGAAGAGUCAAGCAUAUGCCAUUGUCAAGCAAAGUUUCGUUACAUCAGAAGAUGUGGUUGCGCAAAAGAUUGUUGUACAGAGAAACAGUCCCAGAGGAGUGCAUUUUAGGCGUGCAGGGCCUCGCGAGAAGGUCUAUUUUACGCCUGAGGAAGUGCGUGCUUGUAUUGUGACUUGUGGGGGUUUGUGUCCGGGAAUCAAUACGGUCAUCCGGGAGAUAGUCUGUGGAUUGAACUAUAUGUAUGGUGUCGAUAAUGUGCUCGGCAUUGAGGGAGGUUAUAGAGGUUUCUACUCCAAAAACACCUUGACGUUGACUCCUAAAGUUGUAAAUGACAUACAUAAACGCGGUGGCACCUUUCUUCGCACCUCUAGAGGAGGUCAUGAUACCCACAAGAUAGUUGAUAGUAUUCAGGAUAGGGGAAUAAAUCAGGUAUAUAUUAUUGGAGGUGAUGGCACCCAGAAAGGAGCAGCACUAAUCUACAAGGAAGUUGAGAAACGUGGUCUUCGAGUGGCAGUUGCUGGUAUCCCCAAGACAAUUGAUAAUGAUAUCGCUGUGAUAGACAAAUCUUUUGGAUUUGAUACUGCUGUUGAGGAAGCUCAGAGAGCAAUUAAUGCUGCUCAUGUGGAGGUUGAAAGUGUGGAAAAUGGAGUUGGAAUAGUUAAACUGAUGGGCAGAUACUGUGGUUUCAUCGCCACACAUGCUACUUUGGCAAGUAGAGAUGUGGAUUGUUGCUUGAUUCCAGAAUCUCCAUUCUAUCUGGAAGGACCAGAUGGGCUGUUUGAAUAUAUUGAGCUACGGCUUAAGGAAAAUGGGCAUUUGGUCAUUGUGGUAGCAGAAGGAGCUGGGCAGGACUAUGUAGCUCAGAGCACACAUGCAGCAUAUGAGAAAGAUGCAUCAGGAAACAAGCUACUUCUUGACGUUGGUCUUUGGUUAUCUCAGAAAAUUAAGGAUCAUUUUGUGAACGUUCGGAAGAUGGAAGUGAACAUGAAAUAUAUAGAUCCCACAUACAUGAUACGCGCCAUUCCAAGUAAUGCAUCAGACAACAUUUAUUGCACUCUUCUAGCACACAGUGCAGUUCAUGGAGCCAUGGCUGGGUACACUGGCUUCACAGUCGGACCAGUGAACAGCAGACAUGCUUAUAUUCCUAUUUCACGUGUGACUGAGGCAACAAACACAGUGAAGUUGACAGAUAGGAUGUGGGCUAGACUACUUGCUUCUACAAAUCAGCCUAGUUUCUUGAAUUCCAACGACAUGUUGCAAGAAAGAUCAAUUGAUGGAGAGACUGUUACAGUUACCAAGACAACAUGAAGGUUUGGGAAACAAAGUUUCUGCAAUUGGAUCCAAGAGGGGACCUCCAAUCAGAUGCAACUUGUUCAUCUCUCUUUAUGCAGAACCAUAAUUUAUUAUUCUGAUCACGUGGGCUGGCUAAAAUAGAACCUUGUUUUGAUGGCUAAGUUCCCAGUAUUUCGCAACCCAUCAAUUAUUGGCCCACUUUUCCUGUACAUGAACCUUCAUAAAUGACAUCCGGUCCCAGUUCCAAGGGAAAGAAAAAAAUGCAUCCAGGUCCUUGUCUUUA
Messenger RNA from Jatropha curcas, 2467 nucleotides. It is a transcript of the gene PFK4, whose product is annotated as phosphofructokinase 4. Gene Ontology annotation, biological process: glycolytic process; fructose 6-phosphate metabolic process. NCBI's taxonomy places the organism in Eukaryota, Viridiplantae, Streptophyta, Magnoliopsida, Malpighiales, Euphorbiaceae. The record is from RefSeq and is a predicted model, not a curated record. Gene Ontology annotation, molecular function: 6-phosphofructokinase activity; ATP binding.